Messenger RNA from Oxyura jamaicensis (ruddy duck), 625 nucleotides. It is a transcript of the gene ID3, whose product is annotated as inhibitor of DNA binding 3, HLH protein. Gene Ontology annotation, cellular component: nucleus; cytoplasm. Gene Ontology annotation, molecular function: protein dimerization activity; transcription regulator activity. Gene Ontology annotation, biological process: negative regulation of transcription by RNA polymerase II; cell differentiation; circadian regulation of gene expression. The record is from RefSeq and is a predicted model, not a curated record. NCBI's taxonomy places the organism in Eukaryota, Metazoa, Chordata, Aves, Anseriformes, Anatidae. Bases 142 to 519 code for a protein of 125 amino acids. The transcript is spliced from 2 exons.
GAGCUUGGAGUCCCCGGGGCUCGGAGGCCCCAGCCUCGGCACCUCAAGUCCCAGCAGAGCCUCACCACCCGCUGCCUCCCGUCCCCCCCCCCCAAAAAAAAAACAAACAAACAAAAACCAUCACAAAACCCCAGCCUCAGCAUGAAAGCCAUCAGCCCGGUGAGGUCCGUCAGGAGCUGCUACGAGGCCGUGUGCUGCCUCUCGGAGCAGAGCCUGGCCAUCGCCCGCGGGAGCAGCAACAAGAGCCCGGCGCUGGAGGAACCCAUGAGCCUCCUGUACGACAUGAACGACUGCUACUCCAAGCUGCGGGAGCUGGUGCCGGGCAUCCCGCAGGGCACCAAGGUGAGCCAGGUGGAGAUCCUCCAGCACGUCAUCGACUACAUCUUCGACCUGCAGAUCGUGCUGGAGGAGGAGGCCAAGGGACGCGACCCGUCCUCGGAGGCCACCCUGCUGUCCCUCAAGGCGGCCGAGCUGGCCUCCGAGCUCUGCUCCAAAGACGAGAGCGCGCUGUGCCACUAACGCCUCCUCCAGCAGGUGAGUGCCCGCGCCCACCCCAGCAGCCCCCCAGAACCCCCCCCAAGCAUCCCCCCCGUCCCCCAAAUCCCCCAAACCCACCCCACUCCCC